GCAGAAACUUGCAUCAAGAAGUUGCUGAAGCCUCCUGCGGAUGCGCGUGUUUAUGGGCCUGCAUGUGGCCAUGAAGCUUGGAGGGAACAGCCACACUUUUCGAAAAUGUCCUCAAUGGUGGUACACCAGAAUGUUUGGCGCCCUCCUCCGAUGGGCUGCGAGAAUGACGCUCUGAAGUUGGUCAGCGGCAAGUCUUGAUUAGCUUGGGGUUCUCUCCGAGCCAGGGAUGUUGGAUUUGUAUACAGCAGCUGACACUUGUAACCAGGCGCAGAAGGUUUUACACCCUAUUGAGGUUGCACCAUCCUCUCUUCAUAUCCCCCGUGCAGAUGAUACACUACAAGUUAGGCAGUUAUGAAAGAUAGUUUGAAUAAAUAGAAGAGUUGCUAUCCUUGAAGCAAGAAAGGUGGCUCUGUUGAGACCAGGUCACUCAUAAAAAGAGGCGGAGAUUCCAGGACUUGGCAUCAUGAGUAGGACAAUCUUCUCGGAGGAGGAGAUUCCGCCCACUGUUGCGGAGCUGCUGCGGAAUGAGGGGCUGGAUAUCAGUGGCAGGCCGUUCCAGGGCUCUCGACCGAAGCUGAUCACAGCAGACAUGACUGAAGGGAAGGACAAGACCAGGAGUUCGGCCUCCUUUCGCUCUCCUGCUCGGAAGCAGAUGCCUAGCAGCCCUCGAAGCGUGGCCCUGCGCGAACUUGCUGAAGUUGAGAAGGAGAAUAUCAUGCUGCAAGAUGCAAACGUCACUUUGAUGGAGAAAGUGGCAGAGACCGAGGAAACCUUGCAACUCCAUCAGAAAGCAUUGGCUACUCUGAAGCGGAACAAUGACAACCUGGAGUCGGAAGUUCGACGCCUUUCUGAGAGCAACCUUGGAAGCGAGAGCUCGUACCAAGGCAGCGUCCGGACCUCGUUUAGCCCUAUGGACCUUGAUGGUGCCCUUGCAGAGAUCGGUCGACUGGAGGCUAUCAACAAGCAGUUGGCGGAGGAACGAGACAGCCUGGAAGAGUUGCUUCUGAAAGAGCAGAUGAAGUCUCAGGCAACACCAGCCACACCGUUGAACCCGAGCGAAGCUGAAGAGAGGAUUGCCAGCUUGGAGGCGGACUUGGAGGCGCUCCAAGACCAAAACGACGCCCUGCAACUUAUGCUGUCCCGGAAGCACCACCCAAUCUUGAAGCGGGUCAGCUCCAAUGACCGUCUGUCUGACAGCGGAACAGACAGGAGCGAAGAUCGAGAUUCGAGCCUCGACAAUGAGGUGCUGCGCCUCCGAGACGAAUUGGCUCGAAGCGCGGCAAACAACAUCAUUGGUGGGACCGUCGAUAUGCCACGCCUUGCACAGGCAGAGGUCGAGAGGGACCACCUGCGCCUGCGGGUGCAGGAGCUCGAGAGGCUCCUCAGAAACGGCGACUUUGGGAGCUCGCCGCCCAUGCGGCCUCCGGGGCUCCCUCCUCUGUCUCCAUCCCACUCAUUCGGGCUCAACUUCGAGUCCAGCCGCAACGGCAGCGACGCUCUCCAGCAGUUCGUCGAGUUGGGGGAAACGGCCGCUGGAUGGUCACCUGUCCAUCCGGCGUUUACAGUCUCCCGAGAGAGCGAUUGGGAAGCCGACUCAAAGCUACGGGAGGCCAAGAAAGCGCUUGCAGACUCAGAGGGUCAGCUCAAGGCCGCAAGAAUGGCAGAGAUGGCAUUGACCAAGGAAAGGGAGGACAUGGAGAGAAAGCUAGAGCGCCUCGUCGAGGAGCUAGAGGAGGAGAAGGAGCGCGCCAAAGAGGAAGCGGAGGACCUGCAUCAGGAGAUACGGGAUCAGCGCUACCAGCUCAUGGAGCUCGUCGAACAGGAGCGCGAGACCCGGGCCUUUGUGGAAGCGGAGAGCCUGAAGCGUGUCGAGGAACUAGAGGCGGCUGCAAACCAUGCCAAGCAGGAGGCGCUGCUCGCAAAGAAGAGGGCCAGAGAGGCGGAGGAAGAGGUGGACAAGCGGGUUGCAGCCGUCAAGGCCGCGGAGGAGAAGGUGGCGCUUGCGGAAGAGCGUGCGCUGAAGGCAGAAAGGGCGCUGCGCUCGUACGAGGAGCGCAGCCCGUCGAGCCGCCCGGACACGGAGGCGCUGAAGAAGAAGGUGCGGGAACUUUCUAUGGAUUGCGACAACUACGCGAUCCAGGUGCAGCAGCUGCAGUCCAUGCUGGACGCGGCUGAGUCGACGACGGGACGCAUCGCGGGUGCGCUCGACAAGGCGGAGAGCGAAAUGAUCGAUCUGCGGGAGGAGAAGGAAGGGACGGAAGUGCAUCUGGCGUCGCUGCAGAAGGAGAUUGAGAGCUUGGUAGAAGAGAAGAAGGCGUUGAGCGCCGAGCUUCAGAAAGUGAACGAAAGCUUGGAGGAACUUCGCGACGACCUGAAGAAGAAAGAGGAAGAGCUGGAGAGAGCUAGGUCGGAGGGUGAGGGUGCUGCUCGGCGAUUGGAGGGUCUAGAGGGCGAGCAUAAGGAGCUGUCGGAAGCGCAGAACAAGGACCGGGCGAGAGCGGCGAGGCUGGAGGAAAGAGCAGAGAAGAUUGUCGGGCAGCUGGGUACUUUCAAGGUCGCGAAAGAGGCGUUGGAACGGGAGCUCACAGAGUGGAAGAAGAAGGGGCAGCGGGCGGACGAGCUCGAGAAGUCGCUAACGGAGAGGGAGAGGGGGUUGGAGACUUCGAAGGCGGAGCUGGGAGUGGCAGUAAAAGAUGCUCAGGCGAAAAGUGCAGAAGUUGAGCGGCUGAAGGGAGACGUGCGGAGGCUGGAGAAGGAACUGAGCGAGAGGACCGCGGAGAAAGAACGGCUGGCGCACGAGGCUGCGCAGAACGCCGGUGCUGGCGAAGGGCAGAAGAAAGUUGGCGAAGAGCGGAAACGAGCGCUGGCCGAGGUGGAUAAGGUCACGGCUGAGAAGGCGAAGGUUACGGCCGAAGUGGAGCGGCUGGAAAAGGUGCUGAAGGAGGUUGGUUCAGAGAGGGAGAAAAUGGCAGCGGAGCUGGCUGCAUUGAAGAAGGAUAGCGACAGCAGAAAGGAGCUCGUCUCCAGGGACCUCACGGAAAGGGCGGAGAAGCACGAGACUGCUUCGAAGGAACGGCUGGCAGAGGUGGAACGCCUGCAGCGCGAAGCAGAGAAACUCAGGAGCGACCUCCAGAGCGCCACGUCAUCACACGAGCAGGCGCUCGGUGCACUGCGCACGGAGGUCGCGGCCGCGCGCGCCAAAGUAGAAGCCUUAGAGAAGCAAUUGCAGGACGCAUCGUCUAUGCAAGAAGCGUCGCAGCGGGAGAUUGAGGGCCUUAAGGGCCAGUUGAAAAGUGCCACGUCAGCAAGGGACGAGGCCGUUGCAGCGGCGGACGGGGCUCGGAAGAGCGUCGAGAUGGAGGCCGAAACUUUGAAAGCACGGGGACUGGAGCUCGAGGAGCAGCUGAAGAAGAUGGAGAGUGAGCGGGGCGCAACGGGGAAGGAGAAGGACGGUGUCGCAAGGGAACUGCAGGCGGCUCAGAAAGAGAAGCGCGACGCCCUGGACGAGGCUGAGAAGGCGCGCGCUCUGGCGGCUGCGGCUCGAAAGGAGCUGAGCAAGCUGCAGGCGCGGUUCGACAGCGACGUGAAGGCCGCUCUGGAGAAGCGCGCGGAGAAGAUGGCGCAGCUGGAGGAGGCCAACGCGGCGCUGCAGCACGAGGUGGAUGACUUGCGUCACAAGAGGGUGGACUUGAAGACGGAGCUCAAGAUUGUGAGCGAAGAGCAUCAGGCGGCGCUUCAGCGGAUAGAGGAGCUGCAGGUCGCCCUCAAGACUGCAGAGGCGGCUGUUGCGCAAGAGCGUGCUUCGCAGACGGACACCCUCCAGCUCCUGCAAGAGAAGCUGGGCGACACCGUGCGCGACCCAAAGUCAGUCCUGCCGAGGUCAAGCUCGCAGCCGCCUACCUCUCCUGAGAACAAACCCAACGGGGGAAUGCUCAAGGACGUGAAAGUGGCCCAGGCGGUCAAGGGAGUGGCCAGCAGAUUGUCAGACCUCGAGUCAGAAGCCUCACGGCUCUCGAACUUGGUCGACGAGAAGCAGGCCGGGUUAGAAAAGCUGACGGAGGAGUUGGAGACCGCGAAGCAGCGGAGCAAAGAGCUCGAAACGGCGGAGGCGGGCGCGAAGGAGAGGGCCGCGGCGGCGCUCGUGGAGCUGGAAAAAGAGCGAGCGGCGAUGAAAGAGUUGGAAGGAAAGGUGGGCGAGCUUCGGAAGACGGUUGAGAGCGCGGAAAGCGCCCAGAAAGCGGACGGCGAUCAGCGCGCGGUUCUUGAGAAACGGGUCUCGGAGUUGGAGGCCCAAGUGGCUAGCGAGAGCCAGGACCAAGGUGACGAUUCUAAAGCGGAGGUCGCGGCCCUGCAGGAAGAGUUAGAAGAAGCCAGAGGCACGAUCGAGUUGCUCAACAUCGAGCUGCUCCAGAGCUCGGGGCGGGCCGCAGAGCUAGAAAUCGUUCGCUCGGAGCUCGACCGGGUCACUGCCGACAAUGAGAACCGGGUCUCUGAUCUUCAGGACCAGCUGCGGCGGGCGGAGGCUGAUUCUGAAGAGGCGACUCGAUUCAAGGGGGAACUAGAGGCGGAGCUUUUUGCGGCCAAGAUCCGGGUCGACGAGCUGGAGACACAGGCGGCGGAGAGCAAGGCCAAGGUGGAUGAGACGGACUUCCUGCGGGCGGAACUGUUGGAGGCGCGGGGCCAGCUGCGGCUGCUGGCGAAGGAAGAGAGCCCCCGGGCACGGCAAAAGGAACUAGACGCGGUGAAGCAGGAGCUGCAUGACGCGCGCGGGAAGGUCCGCAACCUAGAGAAGGAGUACGCCGAGGAGAGGAAGACCGUCCAGCGCGAGUUGGACGGUGUGAAGAAGGAGCUGAGCAUCGCGGCCAGCCGGGCAAUCAAGCUGCAAAAGGAGAUCGAGGACAACCGCGGCAAGCUCAAGGACCUCGACAGCUUGAAGCGCGAGCUCCAGAGCAGCAACGGGCUCAUAAAAAAGCUGGAGCGCGAGACGGAGGAGGCCAAGGGCUGGCAGCGCGAGCUUGAAACGCUGAAACGAGGGGCAACGGAAAGCGCUACCAAAGUGAAGGGUUUGCAGAAAGAUAUAGCGGAUGCGGUCCAAGUGAGGAAGGGCUUGCAGCGGGAGGUGGACGAUGCAAAGCGGGAGAAGCGGGAGGCCGUGGAGCGGUUGGAGAAGGAGUCGGCCGUCUGGAAGAACGCGUGCGACGAGGCGGCGAAGGAGGUGACGCUGCUACAGGGGGAGGUGGAGCGGCUGAAGAAGGAGGCGGGCGCGGCGGAAAGAGUCGAGGCUCUGGAAAGAGAGUUGGCGGAAGCGAGGGAGGGUUUGGCAGAACUGGAAGACUUGAGGGCCGAGCUAGUGGAGACUCGGAAGUUGCUGGAGAAGGCGGAAGUCGGGGCUCGGAAUGGAUCUGUGGAUAAGGUGACAGAAGCUGAGGGCACAUCGGAAGAGGGUCGUAAGCAGGCAGCGGAGUUGUCGGAAUUGAAGAAGGAGAGGGUAGACUUGGAGACGGAGAUCCAAAAGCUGCAGAAGGCGUUGGCGGAACAGAGUGAUAACGCGGGCGGUCUGAAGGAAGCGCUGGAGGCGGCGGAGACAAAGAUCGCAACGGCGGAGACGCGGGCGCAGCAGCUGGGCUCAGAGCUUCGGGAGUCCGUUGGAAAAGCGGAGAAACGGGUCGCGGACGCGGCGGCCAAGCUGCAGGUGGCGGAGAAAAGGGUCCGCGAGUUGGAAGCGGAGAGAACCCCCCUCGUGAGAAGUCCGUCGGUGAAGGCCCGGGUGCAAGAUCUCGAGAAGGCCGCGAAAGAUACGGGCGCGAGCUCGGAGAAGGUGAAGGCCCUCGAGACGCGCCUGCGAGAGGCAGAGGAGCGCGCGCGCGCGCAACUAGAGGAGGAGCGCAAGCAGCACGAAGUGGCGAUGGCGACCCAGAAGCAGGCCGAGGACUUUUUGAACCGGCAGCUGGAGCGCUUGGAGACGAUCGAAGAGGAGAAGGAAGAGUUGGAGGAGGAGCUUCUCGCAGUGAGAGAGGAGCACCGGGGAAUGGCACAGCGGGUUGACGAGAUGGAGCAACAGUUGAGGCAGUUGGAGCAGAAAGUGGUUACUUAGGAGAACGUACUUACUGCAUGUUUGCAGAUGGUUGAGUCCGAAAGUGUUGUGCCGAGUCAAAGUGGGGCUUGCGCCUCUGGUAUAAUCGCACUCUAUGUAUUGAUGAGAAUAGGAUAGUCGUGCUUGCUUAGGUAGAGUCUACCUUGGACAAUUUGACACAAGAACGUUGGCAAUUGGGAGUAUUUAUUGGUGGUCUGGGUUGUUCGAGAAACAACGGACUUGCAAUGCUCGCGCUUGGCAAUCUGCGUAUUAGUUUUGUUCAGGUCGACACAAGAUUGAGAAAACUUUAGGCUUGCAUUCGCACACAUAAGUUCGGCCGGCCACCCUGGUGCAC
Messenger RNA from Klebsormidium nitens, 6428 nucleotides. NCBI's taxonomy places the organism in Eukaryota, Viridiplantae, Streptophyta, Klebsormidiophyceae, Klebsormidiales, Klebsormidiaceae. The record is from the annotation of a GenBank genome assembly.